CCCUCCCUUCCCGGAGCCCCCCUCCCCCUUGCUCACCUUAAAACCAACGUGCAUCACCAUGGCGAGUUGCUCCUUCGCUUGCGACCAAGCGACAAGGAGACUGAGAGAUACAGCAGCGGCUACAGCGGCAGCUCUAGCUGUGGUGGCGACCACCCCACUUCUUUCCUUGAGAACCCCGACCGCACCCAUUGGGACCGGGUCGUCUUGUCCGGGAGCCAUGUGGCUCUCCACAGCCACUGGCUCCCGGUCAGACUCCGAGUCUGAUGAGGAGGACCUCCCCGUCGGGGACGAAGUCUGCAAACGGGGCUACCUGCGGAAGCAGAAGCAUGGGCACAGGCGCUACUUCGUGCUCAAACUCGAGACCGCCGACGCCCCAGCUCGGCUGGAAUACUAUGAAAAUGCCAGGAAGUUCCGGCACAGUGUCCGCGCCGCGGCGGCUGCAGCCGCGGCGGCAGCCUCCGGCGCCGGGGUCCCGGCGCUCAUCCCACCGCGGCGCGUGAUCACCCUGUACCAGUGCUUCUCAGUGAGCCAGCGGGCCGACGCAAGGUACCGACACCUCAUCGCCCUUUUCACCCAGGACGAGUACUUCGCUAUGGUGGCCGAGAACGAGUCGGAGCAAGAGAGCUGGUACUUGCUGCUCAGCCGCCUCAUCCUCGAGAGCAAACGCCGCCGCUGCGGCACGCCGGGCGCGCCACCUGAUGGAGGGCCGGCCGCGCUGGCGUCCGCAGCGGCGGCGGAGCCACCCUUCUACAAAGAUGUGUGGCAGGUAAUAGUCAAACCCAGGGGGCUGGGGCAUAGAAAAGAGCUGAGUGGCGUGUUCCGGCUCUGUCUUACCGACGAGGAGGUUGUGUUUGUAAGACUGAACACCGAAGUGGCCAGCGUGGUCGUCCAGCUCCUGAGCAUCCGUCGCUGUGGGCACUCAGAGCAGUAUUUCUUCUUGGAAGUCGGUAGGUCCACCGUCAUCGGUCCGGGGGAACUGUGGAUGCAGGUCGAUGACUGUGUGGUAGCCCAAAACAUGCACGAGCUCUUUUUGGAGAAGAUGAGAGCCUUGUGUGCAGACGAAUACAGAGCCCGCUGCCGCAGCUACAGCAUCAGCAUCGGAGCCCACCUGUUAACCCUGCUGUCCAGUAGGAGGCACCUGGACAUGCUGCCUCUCGAGCCCAGCGGCUGGCUCAGAAGGUCCCGCUUUGAGCAGUUUUGCCACCUCCGGGCCAUCAGUGACGGGGAAGAUGAGAUGCUCCUCACCAGACGCUACGUAACACCCAGCGACCCUGUGCCCCACUCUAGGCGAGGAAGACUGCACCUGCCCAGAGCGCGCAGGUCCAGGAGAGCGGUUUCGGUACCAGCCAGCUUUCUUCGCAGCCAAGCACCCAGCCUGGUGCGUGCCCCGCACCCUGCAGAAGCCCCCAGCCACAGAGCUUGCCUGUCUCCUGAAGCAUCUGGUUCCGACUCCAGCAACUCUGGGAAAGAAGGUAAUCCUCAAGGCCAAGAGGAUCAGGAAGGAAACAGAGGAGGUGACUACAUGCCCAUGAACAAUUGGGGCUCAGGACAUGGUCAGGGCUCAGGGGGGGGCCACGGUUCAACUGGCCAAGGUUCCAGUAGCCAGAGCUCAGGAGGAAACCAGUGCUCAGGAGAUGGCCAGGGCACUGCAGGUGGGCACGGCUCAAGCAGUAGCCAGGGAUCCGGUGGUGGUCAUGGCUCAGGUAGUGGCCAGGGAUCCGGUGGUGGUCAUGGCUCAGGUCAUGGCCAGGAACCAGGAAAUAGCAAUGGCUCAGGUGGUGGCAAGAACUCUGGAGGGAGCAAAGGCUCAGGAAGUGGUAAAGGCUCCGAUGGCAAUGGUGAACGGGCAAAAUCUCUGAAGAAAAGAUCCUACUUUGGCAAAUUCACUCAAAGCAAGCAACAGCAAAUGCCACCACUUCCGCCACCUCCACCUCCACCCCCGCCAGGUGGAGCAACUGGUGGAAAAGGGAAGUCUGGGGGACGGUUCCGACUUUAUUUUUGUGCUGACAGAAGAGCCGCAAAAGAACGCAAAGAAGUCAAAGAUGCAGAGACCUCAGAAGGUGCAGCUGGGGGUCCCCACAGAACCAGGGCUUUUGAUGAAAAUGAGGACGACCCAUAUAUGCCAAUGAAGCCAGGGGUGGCUGCCCCUCUAACAAGCUCCAGUGAUUAUAUGCCAAUGGCUCCUCAAAAUGUUUCUGCUUCAAAAAAACUCCACUCUCGAUCCCCUUUUGAAGAUUCAAGAGGGUACAUGAUGAUGUUUCCCAGAGUGAGCCCACCAACAGCCCCAAGUCCUCCAAAAGCACCUGAUCCUGAUCAAGAGGAUGACUCUAAGGACAAUGACAGUGACAGUGAUUACAUGUUCAUGGCUCCUGGAGCCGGUGCAGUUCCAAAAAACCCCAGAAAUCCUCAGGGCGGCUCUUCCUCCAAAAGUUGGAGCUCUUACUUCUCUCUGCCAAAUCCUGUUCGGAGCUCCCCGUUGGGACAGAGUGACCACAGUGAGUAUGUACCAAUGUUAUCUGGAAAACUGGGGAAGGGCCUAGACAAAGAAACCUCAUCUAUCAGGGGCCCCAAAGAUGUAGCUUCAAAGCCUUCAGUUGAGGGGUCGCUCUCAAAGACUGGAGAUGGGGGGUUACCUUCAAAGCCUUCAGAUGAUGGGUCCCCCAAGAACAAGGCUAAGCGACUUAACCAGCUUUCUUUUAUUGCAAAGGGAAAUAAAAUCAAGCCAAAACCACAAAAGCCCACACACGAGCAGAAAGAGGCUGACAGCUCUAGUGACUAUGUCAACAUUGACUUCACUAAAAGAAAUAGCAAUAUGCUAGCCCCCUUUACUCAAGGACUGCCACACUCAUGGGGCAUAAUUGCUGAUCCCAGACAGUCAGCCUUUUCUCGUUAUGUGAAUGUUGAGUUCAGAGUGCCAUUUCGAAAUCUAGCAAACGAACUCUCAAAUCUUUUAAGAGCUAUUCCAGGUGCCAACCUCUUCUCUCUGGACGGUGCUAGGUGGCCACUUUUGCCUCUUCUUUCCAGUGCUACAGGUAGCAAUGCUAAUGAGGAAGAGUGUGACUACAUUGAAGUGAUUUUCAACCCAGCAAUGACACCAGCCGUGCCUUUUGCUGACAGUGCCAUUCGCUAUGAUGCUGAAACAGGUCGCAUCUAUGUGGUCGACCCAUUUUCUGAGUGCUGUAUGGACAUUUCUCUCUCCCCCAGCCGCUGCUCUGAACCACCGUCUGUAGCUAGGCUGCUGCAGGAAGAAGAGCUAGAGAGAAGACAUCCACAAAGCCGUUCUCCAGAUUUCUUUGCCUCCGCUAGAGCCGCUGUCUCAGCUUUCCCAACCGACAGCCUGGACAGAGACCUCUAUGCCUCCUUAGCCUCCGCUGCCGCUGCGGUCCUUGUGCCAACCUUUGUCGUGGGCCGGGCUUUAGCCAUCGCUUCCGCCCUGGUCGUGGCCCCGGGCAUUGGCGCAGCAGUUGUGGGCUUUGAGGCCGCCGUUGGAUUUAACCCCGCCUCUGUCCGCUGGUUCCAACCUGUUGCUAAUGCUGCUGGUGCCCACGCAGCAAGGGGUGCCCAGGUCGUUGCCCGUGCCUGGAAUCCUAGAGCCCCAAACCCAUCUUCAGACCUUGCAGGAGGUGAGAACCGGGCCGGUGGGGCUGCAGCUGCAGCUGCAGCUGCAACUCCCCCACCAUCACCUAGCCGCCGGGUGCCGAGACCCCUGGAGCGAGAAGAUUCUAACAAUGACGACGACGACGACACCUACGUGAGAAUGGACUUUGCCAGACCUGACAAUCAGAAGUUCGACUCUCCCCAAAGAGAGUGAUUAUAUUGCCACAAAAACACCUUUUAGAAGAAAGGGGAUGCUAGUGAAAUUUCAUCUUUGUCUACUCCAGAUCUACCUAAAAGAAAGAAAAUUCAGAGGUUUCUGAUUGGAAAGCAACCUGAAUUUCGAAAAGCCUUCAAGUGGAUGCUGGCAGUUGAAUGAUAGUAACACAGAUUAUUCAUACCACUGCCUUACGGAUCCAGUGAUUUUUGAAUUAAGAAAUGUACACUGUACUUUGUUUUUGUUUUCUGGUUUCCCUCCCCAGUCUGUCUCUUCGAAAGAAAACGAGUACUAUAAAAGUGAGCAUCUCAUAACUCUUUCCCUUUUUACAAAAAUGUUAUUUACAUAUGUAUAAAUGUGGCCAAUAUCAAUUUUACUGAUGUGUAAUACUUAGAUUUAGCUUGAAGUUGAAAAUGCUUUAAACAAGAGCAGAGAAAGGAAAGUUAUGUUCAUGAGAAGGUAGGUAUGAUCUAGAAUCUUUUUCUCUGAAUAGCAUAUAUCAAAACAUUUCUUGAUCAAGGAAUUAAAUGUCAAGUGAACUGAUAUCUUGAUGGGACAUUUCCAGUAUUUUAAAGGCACAGCCAAAGGACAGAUUAUCUCAGGUUUUGCUCAUUAGCAAAACUGCAACAUUCUGUCCACAUUAAAUAUCAGCUGAAUUGAUACCUUGGUUGAGCAUUUCCAACAUAUUAAAGGCAGAACUGAGGAACAGAUUAUCUAGGUGUCCGUGUACAACACUGUGAUAUUCUGCUUGUAAAUCAAUUGAGCAUUUCCAAAAUCUCUAUUUAUUUUUUUUAUUUUGAAACCCACGUUUUCCCCCUAAAAGAAGAAAAGUUCUUCAGAAGUCUCCCCACAAAGCCCCUCUCUGCCUCUCUGGGACUCUCUACCCUUUCACCCUUCAUGCUCCCCAUCUCUGGCUCUCUCCUUGACACACUCCCCUCUAUGCCCAAGGCUCCUAUAAGUAGAUCAGUUUCCCAUAUUCAAGUAAUUAGUGUGUACGUAUCAAUGAAUGUCCUGACUAAAACUUAAGCCAAAUAGAACCUCUUAUAAGGCCUUGUUUCCCUUUGGGUAAUGAGCCUAUGUAAGAUGUACCAAAUUAAAAAAAAAAAAAUCAGAGCAAGCCUCCACCCCCUCCACCCCAUUUUUGCUUGCCUCUGAUGGAAACUGAAUUAAGAUUUUAGGAACCUGGACCUUUGAGAAUAUGACAAUAACAGGUGGUGAUCACAGAGGACAGGAACAAAGGUCUUGAAGCUUGCCCAGAGUUUUGUUAUGUGGUGGCACACAAUUCAUUACUCGUACCAUCACUGGCAAACCUCAUCAUCCCACAAAUGGGUAUGAAUGACUGUCGAAGUGUAUGAGUGCUAGUGUGUGUGUGCACCUAUUUGUGUGUAUGCACACCCUUGUGUACCUGUGUACAAGUGACUGUAGCUGUACCUGUUGUGUGUAACUGUUAAAAAAAUUGCUUCGCAUUUAAUGUGCAACUUUAAAGUAGUGUAAUAUUUACCUAAACUUUUUUGCCACUCGGUUUUGAUGUCUUUGAACGUGUACUUCUAUCUCCAAGCAGGCUUAUAGUACAUGUUGCUAAGCUAACUUUUCUGAAGAACCGAGUUGAUUUCUAUUAUUUUUCCAACCAAAGGGAUGGGAGAUUCUUUUUUCCCUUGUGAAUGGCGCUGAGGAGAGGUUGUGGUUGCAGUACUAAUCACUACAGUUAUUGGUCACAACUAAGGCAUUGAUUUCAUCAGUUCUUCAGACUCUUCUCUAUUUCCAGUCUAAUCAAAUAAUGCAGUGUGGCUUUUGUUCAUUAUGAUAACAAUGCACUCUUUUAGGCAGCCGUUUUUCAAGCCUUCUGUCAUCAUUUUAUUUUCAAGUAAGUUAAAUCAUAAUCAUUCAGAAUUGUGGAAGAGAAAAGAUUAUUUGGGGGAAAAUGCUAUAUUGCUUUAUUUGCAUAUUAGGUUCAGGGGCUGCCAGCAGGCAGGGUACUUCACAGAUGUAACACUUGCUGAAUAAAUGAAUGGGAAACCUCAUAUACAACAGUACAUACAAAUAAUAACAGGUACAAAUAGUCACAGGUACAGCAUAACAAAUAUGCAGUCUUUUUGACACUACUUCUUAGUUUACAGACACAACUAAUUUAUUCAGUAUUGUGCUGGAAGGAUCUUUCUAGAAUAUGUGAACCAACAUAUCACCUUCCAGCUACCAGUUUAUGCUGCUGUUAAGAAACACCAAUGAUGGAAUGAUUUUUUGUGUGUGACCUACAUUUAGUUUGAAAUCAGACAUAGUCACUUGCUCAGUAAGAGCUAAAACUAUAGUUCCAACAGUUCAUUUCAUUUGCUAUUUCUGCUUCACAGAUCUGCUUUGAGUUGCUCUGGCUUUGUCUUCCUUUGUAAAUAUUCUUAUACUGUCUUUUCUUUGUAAACAUCUUGUUUGCAGUUUGGGGAGACAACCUUGCAACUCUGUAUAGUGUUUAUAUAUAUAUCAGACUUGCCUUUCCAUAGAGCUACUUGCAAUAAAUGUGUUCAUGAAAGUUAUUUUUGUGAAAACUCAUUUUAUUUCUGAAUAGUGUUGUCUCUACUCCAUUUUAAAUAUAUUUUUCUGCUCUGUGGUAGAAUUGACUGCAUUUUUUCAGAAUAAAGCAGUUUGGAUAAUUUAGGGUUUGGGUUAAAGUCACUACACCUAGAAGCAUGAGGCUUUUUUAAUAGAGUUAACACAACAACUCUUGAUUCUCCAAACAUUGAGGUGAUACUAG
Rhinolophus ferrumequinum (greater horseshoe bat) is the source of this 6554-nucleotide messenger RNA. RefSeq names its product insulin receptor substrate 4 (gene IRS4). Gene Ontology annotation, molecular function: insulin receptor binding; phosphatidylinositol 3-kinase binding. Lineage: Eukaryota; Metazoa; Chordata; Mammalia; Chiroptera; Rhinolophidae. Gene Ontology annotation, biological process: insulin receptor signaling pathway. The record is from RefSeq and is a predicted model, not a curated record. The coding region runs from base 59 to 3811 and encodes 1250 amino acids. Gene Ontology annotation, cellular component: plasma membrane; cytosol. The transcript has 2 exons.